Messenger RNA from Lathyrus sativus (Indian pea), 696 nucleotides. NCBI's taxonomy places the organism in Eukaryota, Viridiplantae, Streptophyta, Magnoliopsida, Fabales, Fabaceae. The record is from the annotation of a GenBank genome assembly.
AUGAUGACUGGUUCUGGUUCUCCUUGUGGAGCCUGUAAAUUCUUGAGAAGAAAAUGUAUUAGAGGUUGUGUUUUCGCACCUUACUUUUGCCAUGAACAAGGUGCUACUCAUUUUGCAGCAAUUCAUAAGGUCUUUGGUGCAAGUAAUGUUUCAAAACUUCUUGCACACCUCCCUGUGACUGAUCGUUGUGAAGCUGCUGUCACAAUCUCUUAUGAAGCUCAGGCUAGACUUCAAGAUCCAAUUUAUGGAUGUGUUUCUCAUAUUUUUGCACUUCAACAACAGGUGGUCCAUUUACAAGCACAAGUAGCUUAUAUGAGGGAACAAGCAGCUCAAAGGUGUCUCAAUACUUCAUUCUCUGAAAACCCUAAUGAAAAAAACUUUGUAAAACCUAGUAAUAUUCUCCCUCAAGAUCUUCAAAGUUGGUUCCAAAUGGAAAAUGAUUCCAACAUGAGUCCUCAAUUUCUUCCCAACUUGUCCUCCUCCACUACUAAUCUCUCAACAACAACACAAUAUUAUAAUGGGAAUGCUACAACUCUCAUGGACCUAAACCCUAUAAUUGGAAACUAUGAAAAUUCAGGAACUUUAGAAGAAAGCAUCUCAUCAUUUUCUAACUUUGAAGAGAGAUGUCAUAACUCAAUGUCCUGUCAUGACAUGCAAAGGCAGUGGACCUUUCAUGAAAUGAAUAAUUUUCAGUAA